Chenopodium quinoa (quinoa) is the source of this 1417-nucleotide messenger RNA. RefSeq names its product protein LIKE COV 2-like. The record is from RefSeq and is a predicted model, not a curated record. The coding region runs from base 262 to 1023 and encodes 253 amino acids. NCBI's taxonomy places the organism in Eukaryota, Viridiplantae, Streptophyta, Magnoliopsida, Caryophyllales, Amaranthaceae. Gene Ontology annotation, cellular component: Golgi apparatus. The transcript has 7 exons.
CAUUACACAGCUGUCAAAGUUUAAGAAGAUAUUAAAACUUUAUAUUAUCUCACUUAAUCCCAAAGCAAACAAACAAAUAAAACGAACAGUCAACUGCCCUCCAAUAAUCACCACCGCCGACGCACCAUUUUCUCUCUCUCUCUCUCUUCCCUUCUCGCCUCUCUCACACGCACAUACACUCUCUUUACAGUUGCUCACCACCCCACUUCCACCUCUCACUUUCUCUCUCCUCUUUCUCUCUCUAAACAAGCUUCCAUUUCUAUGGCGGAAGAGAAGGAAUCUACGUCUGUUCCUCUCAGUCAAGUUGAUCCUGAAGAUCCUGCUAAAGCUCCUCUCACUUCCUCCAAUUCUUCGUCUCGCGAGGCUUGCUGUUAUGUUCUCCAGAGUUGGAUUUCUAAAAAGUUCAUGACUGGAUGUGUGGUUCUCUUCCCUGUUGCAGUCACCUUCUUCAUUACUUGGUGGUUUAUUCAGUUUGUAGAUGGUUUCUUCAGUCCUCUGUAUGAGAGCCUUGGGAUUGACAUAUUUGGACUAGGAUUCAUCACUUCGCUAUUGUUUGUUUUUCUUGUUGGUGUUUUUGUUUCCUCUUGGAUGGGUGCCACUGUUUUCUGGCUUGGAGAAUGGCUGAUAAAAAAGAUGCCUUUUGUUAGGCAUAUAUAUUCAGCGUCUAAACAAAUUAGCUCUGCAAUUUCACCAGAUCAGAACACUACUGCUUUUAAAGAGGUCGCUAUAAUUCGUCAUCCACGUGAAGGUGAAUAUGCUUUUGGCUUCAUCACAUCUUCUGUCACUCUGCAGAAAGAUGAUGGUGACGAAGAAUUGUGUAGCGUGUAUGUUCCAACCAACCAUCUUUAUAUCGGAGACAUCUUUCUGGUCAAUUCCAAGGAUGUUAUCAGACCAAAUCUUUCUAUUCGUGAAGGCAUAGAGAUAAUUGUUUCAGGAGGCAUGACGAUGCCACAAGUCAUAUCACCUGUAGAAAGAACACUGCGACAAAGUGACAGAAUACCGAUGAAUAGAUUGUCAACAUAAUACUAAGGAUGAAGGAUGUUUGUUUUUACAACUGGUGUGAUGUCUGAUUAUCAAUAUGUGAAGAAAGCUAGUUUGCUUGCAGAUAAUACCACAAGAAAUUUGUUAUGCCCACGGCGAUUUCCGAGUGGAUUCAAUGUGGAAAUUUCAGUAAUCCUUAACUGUUAUAUUCAUUCGUGGUGUGUAUACCGUUGUUCUUGUAAUAGUGACCUCUGUACCCAGUAUAUAGGAAAUUUGUAAAGGUAAGGUUAGAGAUUUUGAUGGUAUCCAGUAGCUUCAAUCGAUUUUAUAUAAGCGUCAAAGCGUGUAUCCUAAAUUAUUCCACUAGAUAAAUUUUAUGCUUAAAUCAGGAUGAUAGUUUGCACAAAUUUAUGAUUUGGGAACUUUUGGUUCUGUG